Pyricularia pennisetigena is the source of this 2076-nucleotide messenger RNA. RefSeq lists its product as uncharacterized. The coding region runs from base 1 to 2076 and encodes 691 amino acids. The transcript has 4 exons. The record is from RefSeq and is a predicted model, not a curated record. NCBI's taxonomy places the organism in Eukaryota, Fungi, Ascomycota, Sordariomycetes, Magnaporthales, Pyriculariaceae. Gene Ontology annotation, molecular function: oxidoreductase activity; FAD binding.
AUGGUCUCCAUGUCUACGGAAUACUCCAAGGAGCAGGUGAUCGCUCUGGCGGUUGUAUUCAUGAUAUUUCCCAUGACAUUCUACGGACUCCGAGUAUGGGCAAGGCUACUGAUCAGCCGCUUUAUGUUGGAUGACUACCUCGCUGGAGGAGCACUCGUACCCUUUCGUGGGCACUUGGGUGCUCACCAGCCACUACUUCCCGAUGGAACAGCCGACAUGAACGAUCCGGGUCUAGUAUUCUUUGAAGAUGUUCGUUCAGCUCGAUUCCGUUGUUUAUCCUUCGUUUCAUCCCCUUUUCCUUUGCUCGCAUUGUCGAAUACAUUACCGACUUAUCGAUCCGCUGCGCAGUCUAAGUUUGCCAUGAAUAUGCUAUCGAUUCUCGGCCUCGGCCUGGUCAAGUCGUCCAUUCUUGUCCUUUACCNUAAACAGACGCUGCCGAACCCCUUUAACUUGCAGUCGGUGGCAAGGCAGACGCUGUACCUUUUGAUGAACAGCGUCCAACGAGACGCCAGCCGGGCUGGAUCGUUCAAGGGUCCCCCGUCAAAGGUAUUAACGGGUCUCCACAAUAAUCAUUGCACCUCUGUACCUUGGCCACCAACCGAUGCUCGUUCCAUCCCGACCUCAUACACUCUUUUCCACCCGCGCGAAAAUCCUGACUGCGCAAUGGCGGUCUUGAACCUGCAGCGCCUUCUGGCUGGCCUGCAGCUCAUCACAGUGGUAACAUCUGCGGCAGUUGAACUUGGUUAUCGCGCUGUCGCCACCGACUUGGAGCGCCUCGUCAUGUACUCCACCGUGGGCGUGUCUGUGCGCCAGCGAUGGAGUGAGUUCGACGCGCCCGUGCCGGUUGUUGUCGUCAACGCCACGUGCGAAAACGACAUCAAAGCGGUGGUCAAGUACUGCAGCAAGAACAAGGUCCCCUUGCUCCCUCAGAGCGGCGGCAAUGGCUGGGCUUCGCUCAACUUCAAGACCCCUGGCGUCAUCCUCAACCUCGCGGGCCUGAAUCAGGUCGUCGUCAGUGCAGACAAGCAGACUGCCCGCGUCGGCGGCGGCGCCAUCAUAUCCGAUGUGGUCGCCGCUGCUGAUGCGGCCGGGGUGCUCGUCCAGACUGGCAAUUGUAAUUGCGUCGGCGCACUCGGCGCCGGCCUCGGUGGCGGCUAUGGCAACCUCAUCGGCGAGCUGGGCAUGGCCGUCGACAACAUGCUGUCCCUCCGGGUGAUCACCGCCGCCGGGGAGGCGAUCAAUGUCAGCCCGUCUUCUAACCCGGAUCUUUGGUGGGCUAUGCGCGGCGCUGGCCCCAACUUCGGCAUCGUCACCCACGCCACCUACAAGGCCGUCCCCACCGCCAACCGCAACGCCUGGCUCAUGACUCUGACAUUUGAUGGUUCCAGGGUCGCCGAGAUUGCGCAGGCCGUGGAAGACCUACCCCUCCUGCCCAAGCAGGUCGUCUUCUUCAUUCUCUCCAACUCGGCCAUCAUGGUCACUGGCUUCCUCCGCGGUGGCAGCGAGGAGGCUGGCCGCAAGGCGUUUGCACCCCUCUAUGCCCUUUCCCCGCUCACCCAGAGCUCCCACGUCGCCCCGUACACCGCCUGGAACGCCCCCAACGACUUCUUCUGUGCCCGUGGCGACCGGAAGCCCGCCUUCACCACUGCCCUCCCCAACAUGAAGGCCUUGUCCUGGCCCGCCGUCUGGGACUUGUACGACAGCUUCCAGAAGCUGCCCGGUGCCCAGAACUCGGCUGUCCUUGUUGAGCGUUACAACCUUACCAAGGCUCAGUCCGUUGGUCGCACUGCUACCGCCGUUCAUGAUGAGCUGCGCUUUAACUCCUUCGGUCAGGCCGUUGUCAUUCCUUGGUACAAGGACGCAGCCCUCGAUGGCCAAGCCCUUGACUUUGCUUCCAAAGUGCGUGAUAUUUGGGGCAGUCCCGCCGGCGGCAAACACAACCCUGCUUACAUCAACUUUGCUCAUGGUGAUGAAGACCUGGCCGCCAUCUAUGGCUCCAGCCUACCCCGCCUCCAGGAGCUGAAGAAGCGUUGUGAUCCUAACAAUGUGUUUGGACAAUGGUUCAGCCUUGCAUGA